Perca flavescens (yellow perch) is the source of this 3309-nucleotide messenger RNA. It is a transcript of the gene scd, whose product is annotated as stearoyl-CoA desaturase (delta-9-desaturase). The coding region runs from base 99 to 1133 and encodes 344 amino acids. Lineage: Eukaryota; Metazoa; Chordata; Actinopteri; Perciformes; Percidae. Gene Ontology annotation, cellular component: endoplasmic reticulum membrane. Gene Ontology annotation, biological process: response to fatty acid; unsaturated fatty acid biosynthetic process; monounsaturated fatty acid biosynthetic process. Gene Ontology annotation, molecular function: stearoyl-CoA 9-desaturase activity; palmitoyl-CoA 9-desaturase activity; iron ion binding. The record is from RefSeq and is a predicted model, not a curated record. The transcript has 6 exons.
CGAACGCAUCACUCUCUCUUUCUGGGUUGCUGUAGUUCUGGGUUAAACGCACCAGCUUCAUCUUCACUUUUAACAGUCGGAUUCAAUUUUCUACUCGUAUGCCUCUCUUCGACAAUCACCAAACCGCAGCAACGAUGACGGAGGCGGAGGCGUUGGUGAAGGAGCACAACUCGAGCAAUGUAAAUGGUUUUCCAGAGGCCAACACAGAAGACAUGUUUGAUCACACAUACAAAGAGAAAGAAGGCCACAAACCUCCCAUGGUCAUCGUAUGGAGAAAUGUCUUUUUGAUGACUCUAUUGCAUAUAGGUGCCGUGUACAGCCUGUUCCUCAUUCCUACAGCAUCACAUUUGACCUUGCUUUGGUCCGCACUUUGUUUUUUGAUAAGUGCUUUGGGAAUUACUGCAGGAGCUCAUCGCCUGUGGAGUCACAGAUCCUACAAGGCAACAUUACCUCUUAGGAUCUUUCUUGGUGCUGCAAACUCAAUGGCAUUUCAGAAUGAUAUCUUUGAGUGGGCUCGAGAUCACAGGGUUCACCACAAAUAUUCAGAGACAGAUGCUGACCCUCACAACGCCCGCAGAGGCUUCUUCUUUGCUCACAUUGGCUGGCUGUUGGUACGCAAACACCCUGAUGUCAUUGAAAAAGGACGCAAGCUGGAAAUCAGUGACCUAAAGGCCGACAAAGUUGUAUCUGUCUCCAACAGGUAUUACAAGCCAUCUGUGCUGCUCAUGUGCUUCUUCAUCCCCAUGUUUGUGCCUUGGUACCUGUGGGGGGAGUCUCUGUGGGUGGCGUACUUCAUCCCCGCUCUGCUGAGGUACACCUUGGUACUGAACGCCGCCUGGUUGGUCAACAGCGCAGCUCACAUGUGGGGGAACCGGCCCUAUGACAAGAACAUCAACCCCAGGGAGAACAAGUUUGUCACGUUCAGCGCUAUAGGCGAGGGAUUUCACAACUAUCACCACACGUUCCCCUUUGACUAUGCAACCAGCGAGUUUGGCUGCAAGUUGAACAUUACCACUUGUUUCAUCGACGCCAUGUGCUUCUUGGGUCUGGCCACGGACUGCAAGAGAGGGUCCCGUGAGAUGGUUCAGGCCCGAGUACAGCGUACCGGAGACGGAAGCCCCCGAUGCGGCUAAGAUUGAUGAAUUGAUGAAUCAAAGGCAAAACAACCGAGGAGAAGAAGCUUCACAGUCCUCUGACAGCUAUACAUUCUUCAUCCUCUGAGGAUAAAAGUCAUCUUCAUGAGAGCCUUGACCACAUUUAGCUUGUUUUUGUGUUUUUUUCGUAGCUGUAGCUAAUCAAGAUGGAUUUAAAAAAACACAUUUUGCUAAGCUCUUGGCCUUGGUUUCUAUUGUUCAGGCAGGCCAAGGUCUUGCAAAGAUGUUUUAGAUUUGAAGUAGAUCAAUUUUAAAAGUCCACUUCAUUCUCCACUGUUUUUGCCACUUUGGUGUGCAUUCUUCAUGAAAGGUCAGUCAUGUAGCCGAUUAUUUUUAUGUAAGUAUUACUCAGUUAUUAAUCAAUAUAGACAAGAAGCAGAGCACUGAAAAUAUGGAGUAACAAUGUUUCAAUGGAUGAGGUAGGAUAUUGAUUGGAGACUGACUUGUCUUUAUUGCAGUUCACAGCAAGUUCUUACCGUUUUAAUGUACAGUAAAUUUACUUUUUGAGCGCUUUAAGAUCUGAAAAAAGGGAUGAGAGUUUGAAUCAUGAUUUGUUAAAAAGCUGCUGGCUUUAAUGAAAUGUGGCAUAUGGUGGAAGAGUGAGGGAACCCAGACCUUCUUCUAAUGUAUAACCUGACUUUACUGACAACAGAGUAAUGCAGUGUGUAACUUAUGAAAUAUGUAGAAAAGGCAAAGAUUACCACAUACUGUAUGCCUGUGUAGUGAAUGGAUCAAGUGUUCUCAAGACAAUAUAAGUGAUGCAUUUAUCAUUAAAUUAAAACUGCCGUUAAAUAUUAACAGGAAACGAUAAAUGUAAUUUUGACUGCAAUGUUUAAUCAACUUUUUUUGUGUUUUUAAUUAACAUUUCAUAGUGCCAAGAGCGUGCCAAUUGUCGACAUAUUUAUAACCAUCUUAAUGGUCCACUAGAGCACACAGUCGAUAUUGCUUCUUCACUCAACAUCAUUAUGGAAGUUUUUUAACAUCAGUGGCUUUUAUUCCUCUUUUAUCCAACUUGUCCCUGAAUAUUCCAGAAACAUCUGCAGCAGCGAUCUCACUGGUCAAUGUAGCAGCCGGUCGUGUGACAGUUCUGGUUUUACAAAACAACGUGCCACCCAUGCAUGACGAUAUACUGUAGUCAGUGUUGUAUUGAGGUGUUUUAUCGGUGAUUCUAAUGACAGAACUGUGUCUAUUUUUGUAACGUACUGUGGAGCUGCAUCGCUUUUUGGAUCAUCAGAACUGUUGUCGUGGAGAUUUCUGAGACGGGGUCUGGUUUCCCUUUGAUGUCCUACAAAGCUUAUUGUCAUUGCUAAAUUCCAGGUGCAUCGAUGUUUAUGCUCAUCUUCAAUUCUGGUGUGCGGAAUGCUUAUAUUAUCUUAUUUAUGUAUUUAUUUGGUUUUUUUCUAAUUGACUAAAAGAAAGUUUGCUCUGACCUAAACCAGAUUUCUGCACUCCAAGAUUUGGCAGUAAAAUAUAUCAAAUUGGAGCACUUGUUUAUUUUUUCCCAAGAGUCAGGAUAUAACCUAAUGCCUUAUGACUUGCAUCCAUUCCUGAUCUUCUUCACGCCCCGCCAGUGAAGAUAAAAUGCUCAAAACAAAUCUGACCAAGGUCCAUGUUUACAGGCUGAAGCACCAGGUGGAACAAUGUUUUUUCUUCUUCUAAAAACCCAUUUAGCAUGACGACAUCAAGGUGAUGUAAAUGCAGAAAGAGGAUGGAGGUUGAUAGUCAAAGAAUCUGAUACAAAUUAAAACGCCUGGUGCAAAUGUUCAAACGUCAGAUUUCGACUUGCAAAAUGUGGGCCCAGAUGUGCCAACAUAGUUUCAACCCAUCACAGGAUCUCAGUAAGAAAACCUCUAAACAAAUGUGCUGUCAAUCAGGGAUGUUAGAGCAUCAUUAGAGCACUUACCAAAACCUGACAAUAUUACAAGCAAACAUGUAAACAACUCCUGCUCCCCAGAGUGCCAAAAUCAACAUUUUCCUAAUGACGAGGAGGAUCAAAAGGUUGUCGGCCUGAAUGAUAAUGUCAAAUCUCAACUGUAUUCUAAUAUGAAAUUAAAACACAAUUUUGUCAAUACAAGUAAUUUCAUUAACAGUUGUUGCUCUUCUUUUUUCUGUUUUUUUUUUCUUUGUGUCUGAUAUAAAUCUGCACUGCAUAAUC